AUUGGAACUUCCGACAUAUCCAGCAUGGCGGCAAGUUGCGAGUACAAACUACAACUUGAAAACUUGGCUUUCUAAGUUUCUCUUUUGUACGUCAUCUUGAGCGCGCAUUUGUGCAGCAAAAGCUGCCGGCUGCGAAUAGUUCUUGCUGAUGUGCGCUUCUAACGACGUCGCCGCCACCCUGCUUGUGCUCCUGCUCCCUCUUUCCAUCAUGAGGCGUUGAUCCAACUGCAAUGCCGCGGUUUCAGCAGUCCGCUGGGCGCGCAGGCCGCACUAGCACCGAUGGGGCUGCCAUCGGGGCGGGAAUCAGUCCCAACGAUCAAGUGUACUUCGAGAGCUAUGCCAACACGGGCAUUCACGAGGAGAUGAUCAAGGACCGUUCCCGCAUGGACACCUACCAGCAGGCGAUCAUGCGCAAUGCUGCUUACAUCAGCGGCUGCGCGGUUCUUGACGUCGGAUGUGGCACUGGGAUCCUGUCCAUCUUUUGCGCGCGCGCGGGGGCGCGCAAGGUGUACGCAGUGGACGCCAGCGGGAUUGCGGAGCACGCAGAGCGCAUCGUGGCCGACAACGGUUUUGCUGACGUCAUCACUGUGAUACGUGGAAAGAUGGAGGAAGUGGAGCUUCCUGAGAAGGUUAAUGUCAUUGUCUCAGAGUGGAUGGGUUACGUACUCCUCUACGAGUCCAUGCUCGACAGCGUCAUCUACGCGCGUGACCGGUGGCUUAACCCGGGCGGGCUAAUGUUGCCCUCGGUGGCAACACUGUACAUAAACCCAGUUAGUGACCCUGAGCUGUACGAAAACAGCAUCGACUUUUGGCAAGAUGUGUACGGGAUCAACAUGACGUCACUGAUCCCGUCAGCGAAGAAGUCGGUCCUCUCAGAGCCUGCGGUGGGGCUAGUGUCGGUAGAGAACGUGCUGUCGUGGCCGGCGGUCAUCAAGCGGAUUGACUGCACGAGCGCGACCAAGGAUGACGUCAGCAGGGUGGAGGCGGCGUUCAAAGUGACGUCAAUGAUGAUGGCGGAACUGCACGGGUUCGUUUUGUGGUUCGAUGUCAAUUUUCCGAUCAGGAGCGAAGGCAGUGCAGAUGUAAAUAUGGUAGCGUCAGCUAAGCAAGGACAGGUAGAAAUUGAGACAGGUACUAGGUCACAAGAUACGGGAACGCUCCAAGGUCAAAACGGGUCAGGUAAAAGCGACGGAAUGCUCACGUUGUCCACAGGCCCGGAAAAGCAGCCUACACAUUGGCAACAAACUAUCUUGUACAUAGACGAGCCAGUUCGUGUUGACCAGGAUGACGUGAUCGAAGGCAAGGUACAGCUAAGUCGAAACGCAGAGAACGAACGGUUUAUAGACGUGGCCUUGGAUUUUCGGACAGGAAAGGUACAGGGAACGAAGAAGUUCAAGAUGGUAUAAACGUCAAUAUUGUUGCUUCAUUUCGAAAUUGGCAACGAAAACAGAUCUCAUACAUUCAGAUUCGAGUUGUUUCUGGGGCCUCGUACGUGACCUUAAAGGCGGUGUUUCAUCCAUAUUCGCGUGAGCUGCUUGGGAGCGCUUGAAUUGCC
Messenger RNA from Klebsormidium nitens, 1555 nucleotides. NCBI's taxonomy places the organism in Eukaryota, Viridiplantae, Streptophyta, Klebsormidiophyceae, Klebsormidiales, Klebsormidiaceae. The record is from the annotation of a GenBank genome assembly.